AAGGCUCAGGCAUGAGGACCCUGGCGUUGCGAACGUGCAAGGCGGAUGUGGUGGUGGGGUUGAAGAAGGGAGAAGAUGAGCGGCUUCGGGCUACGGAGGGUGGAGGGGGAGACUCAGGUGCGCGGAAGUGGGCGUGGAGUGGAAAGUGGGCGGUGGUUCAGUUCUGCGAUGGCAAGCAGAAAGCCGCAUAAGUAGGAGUAUUGCCUGUGGGAACGAAUAGAAUUGACUAUGGAUAGAGGGAUGUUUCCAUACCGAUAAGUAAAUAUUCGAAGCGACUCACCACUGGAUUGAUGGCUGAUCUGCACUGUGAUAUCGCUUAGAACAAGUAAAUUUCUUAAGGCAGGUAUUCUUGGCUCACGACGCCCACUUCGUCAUUGGAUAUGCUCAGUCCCGUCCUCAAGUUACCAAUAACGAUAGAGCCAGAUCCUAUACUUUCACGGGGUGUGUGCUUUACGUCUCCAGGAUCUGCGUUGGCUAAUGAUGCCUCUUCCCAGUCGCUUUCGACCCCGACAUUGUCACCACGCAAGGCCGCCAUCUUCUCCCCCACCCCAAUACCCUAACCCAUCUACUUCCCGCGACGGGAUUACCACUCACGCUGGAGGAAGUGUUGCAACUUGCGGUGUUUCAGCAUGCGGCUUGAGUUUAAAGUACGGUGAAGAGGAUGCUAGGGAAUGGCUGCACCGUUAUACUUCCCCCCAUAUUCGACAGAAAUGGAUCGACAAACACAACACAGCUGUAGCUGCGUUGGACUAUUCGUCUGUAUCAUCGGGCUAUUCACCGACACGCAGUCUGGAGCCCACGCGGCGUGGCCAUCGCAACCAUAUUUCGCCCUCAACUCUAGGCGGUGACAUUACGGAUUCCAGCAAUAAGUCCAAGUCGGAAUUCACAAGACAACGGCCAGAGGAGGAUCUUCUCCCAGCGCCGGGGCUGAGAGACGCCUUAACGACCUUGCGGGGGGUAUAAACCGCAAGGUGUCUAUCAAUAAGGCGCGGCACAACUCACAAGGCACCAGGCUGAUCGGAGGAAAAUGUCAACGGCACCAAUGGGCAUAUGAGGGAACCCGCGUCAUAAUAGAAGAGACGGCGCAGAGACCCAAACAAGGACCGCGAUUGCCGACCAGCAAGUAAGCGGGAGCAUGGUUGGAGUACGGCAUUUGGCUCGCUUCAAGAAGCUGAUGGUUGGUUCUGAAACUACUGAUAGUAAAUGCGGGGUUCCCCCGUCUCGUAUGGGAGGGAAAGUAAAAGGCGAUAAGACUCACAAGAGACCGUCGAGCAUCGACUUUAAUUUCUAUAGUUGCGCGUUGUUAAGGAUAAAGAUAAA
Messenger RNA from Eremomyces bilateralis CBS 781.70, 1320 nucleotides. RefSeq lists its product as uncharacterized. NCBI's taxonomy places the organism in Eukaryota, Fungi, Ascomycota, Dothideomycetes, Eremomycetales, Eremomycetaceae. The transcript has a single exon. The coding region runs from base 481 to 963 and encodes 160 amino acids. The record is from RefSeq and is a predicted model, not a curated record.